Molecule: messenger RNA, 2243 nt
Organism: Exophiala mesophila
Lineage: Eukaryota; Fungi; Ascomycota; Eurotiomycetes; Chaetothyriales; Herpotrichiellaceae
Product: calcium/calmodulin-dependent protein kinase
Exons: 4
Coding region: 434-1687 (417 amino acids)
Biological process (GO): protein phosphorylation; cellular response to oxidative stress
Molecular function (GO): ATP binding; calcium/calmodulin-dependent protein kinase activity
Source: RefSeq, a predicted model, not a curated record
CCGCUUCUCACUUGUUGAUAUCAUUACCUUUCUCCUGCUUAUCUCUCUUCUUCCCUUCCCUAAUCCAUUCGCCUGGUCCCAGCGUCCUCUACUCUACUCGUACUCGUACAGUAGCACAAACUCACAAACAAUCCACUCCACUCCCACUCCUACUCCUACAAUUUACUACCCCGCAGUCAUCACUCACCCAAACCCACUACUCACUCAGUCAUCCAACUGCGCCCCCAACCCCUGCGGCUGAUCCAGAAACAUUCGAUCCCAACACCGCACUCACUCGAGCCUUGUCACCCAUUCCCACGCACCUCUUGUGUGUUCUCGAGGGUUUUGCGGUGUUCUUGUCUCCCUCAGCUUGCUCUUCUGGAGACUUCCACGACAGGAUUCACUCGAUACACACCUGAUUUCCCCGUUGGUUUAACCUCGAGCCAUCACAGUCAUGAGUUUUGGCGCAAGUUUCUUGAACAAGCUCCAGGGCCAACCCGACAGCUACGAUAAAAAGUCUCAAUAUCGAUUCGGGAGGACACUAGGAGCUGGAACAUAUGGCAUUGUUCGAGAGGCCGAGUACGGCGGCGAGAAAUGCGCGGUCAAGAUUAUUCUCAAGAAGAGCGUCAAGGGUAAUGAACAGAUGGUCUAUGAUGAAUUGAAGAUGCUCCAAGAGUUGAAUCAUCCACAUAUUGUCAAGUUCCAAGAUUGGUUUGAGUCAAGGGACAAGUUCUACAUUGUCACACAGCUGGCCACCGGUGGAGAGUUGUUCGAUCGGAUUUGUGAUAAGGGCAAGUUCACCGAAAAGGAUGCCUCUCAGACAAUCAAACAAGUCCUCGAGGCUGUCGACUAUUUACAUCACAAGAACGUCGUCCACCGAGAUUUGAAACCCGAGAACCUCCUCUACCUCACCAAAGCCCAAGAUUCCCAAUUGGUGCUCGCCGAUUUUGGUAUCGCAAAGACCCUUGACAGUCCAGGUGCAGUCUUGACCUCGAUGGCCGGCUCGUUUGGAUACGCUGCACCCGAAGUCAUGCUCCGACAAGGCCAUGGCAAAGCAGUCGACAUGUGGUCUUUGGGUGUCAUCACCUACACUCUUCUCUGUGGCUACUCUCCAUUCCGUUCUGAAAACCUAGCCGACCUGGUAGAGGAAUGCAAGAGUGGACGAAUCAUCUUCCAUGAGCGAUACUGGAAAGACGUGAGCAAAGAUGCCAAAGAAUUCAUCCUCACCCUUCUGCAGCCCGACCCGAAACAACGCGCAACGAGUACAGCUGCACUCAAGCACAUCUGGUUGACCGGAGAGACAGCCAGCGAUCACGAUCUCUUGCCAGAAAUCCGGGCAUAUUUGGCAAAGGCCAAGUUGAAGCGUGGUAUCGAGUUGGUCAAGCUAGCAAAUCGCAUCGAAUCCUUGAAGCUUCAAGCCGAAGACGAACCCAACUCUCCCGACGCUAACGACAUUCCAUCCAACGCUCAAAAUGCCGCUGGUCUCGCCGUCCAGAAUCAAACUCGAGGCGUUUCUCCUGGCCGAGGCCUGACCACCGGAGAGUCAUCUGCCAAGGCCAAGUUGAGCAGUGCUGCAAAGGGCGCCAUCUUCAAAGAAGUCGUCUUGGCCAAGGUUCGAGAGAUGAAGGAAAAGGAGAAGUCGGAUCAGCUGGUGGCUGAGGUGACCAAGGAACAUGAGCGUCGGAAGAGCUUCUCUGGACAGAAGUAGAGAGUAUUUACGAUCUAUCUCUAUCUUGGACUCGAAGGGCUCGAACCAACGAUUGAGCGAUCGAGCAGACCCCAGAAUGGACCAAGGGAUGAAUUGAAUUGUCUCCAAAUGACAUGACACUCGCGGAUGCAGCUAGGGCGACGGGCGACGGUUAUAGCCAUGGAGUGAAGGUUCAUGGAAACACACCGUACUCUACGCGUCACACACCAACAAAAAUAACGAUACCCUGCUUCAUGUUUGUUGUACGACUUUCUCGGCGUCCUUUUGCUAUUUGGUUCGGGUUUGCACCACAUACGCGUCGACGUCCACACGAUGAGGCAAAUGGUGACCUUCCUUAUAAGAGCAUGAGCACUGUUGAUCUUGAUAUGAUGUGUCAAUCGAUGAACAGGGCCAUGCUGUGGAUGCGAGGGUGUCGAGUAGGGACUACCUCAGGCUGGGUUCGACUGGGUUUUGCUGUACUGUGCUGAGCUAGACUGUGCUCAUGAUUAGUUCUUCUACUUUUUCCAAGAAUUCAAAUCUUCCAUGGCAAUCCAAGGACAUGGUUUGUCGCGACGUC